Lepisosteus oculatus (spotted gar) is the source of this 3425-nucleotide messenger RNA. RefSeq names its product lysosomal membrane ascorbate-dependent ferrireductase CYB561A3. The record is from RefSeq and is a predicted model, not a curated record. Lineage: Eukaryota; Metazoa; Chordata; Actinopteri; Semionotiformes; Lepisosteidae. Gene Ontology annotation, molecular function: oxidoreductase activity.
CUCUUGCGGGCCUGUUUGACUCGAGAGUGGUUGAUUUCCGCCCAUUCUGUCUCUCUUCAUGCGUGCUUAUAAAGAAGGGAGAGCAGAGACUGGAGACGUUAAUAGCGGCAAAGAGCUGAUAGAGUGCAGACAGGGAGAAACAGAGUCCGUGGGUGAAUGCGAAAGAGGAAGGCUGUGAGAGAGGGAGGCGGAUUAUGGGAAAUAGGAAGCACAACAGAGAAGUAGAGUGACUGAGAGAGAGCAAGCAGGGGCGUUAGAAAGCAGUACCAGAUAGCAAGACAAAGACUCCCUUACCAGAGGGGAAUUUGUGUUGUGGAAGAGGAAGAGAAAACCAGACAGUGAAUUCUGUGCCAAGAAAGAGAAGAUACUUGAAAGGGAGAGAGGUCCUGUGGACUCUGAAGGGUACCAAUUUCAGUGGAAAAGCAGAUAUACCGUCAGUUGGAUUGGUGCUAACGGUUGAAACUGAAGCCAACCCGGCCAAAGGCUGUGUGGGAAAUUACUGCAGCAGUAUAAUAAGCCCAUAUUAGAAGAGCAGCAUUUAUAUGAGACAGUACAAUACAACAAAGAAAAUUAAAAAUUUCCCUUGGAUCGUCCACUCCUCAUGUGAAUGUGUACAUGAAGUAUUUGUUCUCUUCCAAUUGUAUAAACAAUAGACAAUAGAUGUGAUUAUGUCAUGUGGUUUAAGGCCUAUUACAAGUGCUCUUAUACUCUUGUAACUGUGUUUUUAAUGUCUCAUAUGUUCUGUGCUGUAUGUGUUUGUUGUUUUUUAGCACUGGUUUCAUUUUCUCGCAAUUUGGACUGUCUUUAAGAUAAGACAACUCAUUUGUAUUUACUAUCAAGAAAUGUAAAGCAGCCAAUUAAAAAUUGACUAACGCAUUUGGGUUAUUGUAUGCAUGUUGUAGUUAAGUAAAUAUAAUGAUUUGUAUAAUUAAGACCCUCAAACCUUAUGAACACCUGUAUCGUGGACUCAUAUACUGUAGGUUUUCCAGUGCAAGCAAUGUGAUAUUAAAACAUAUUUAGAUAAAGCAAUAGCACUAAUGCUCAAAUAUGAAACAUCAUCCUCAGUCCAGAUUAAUAUGAACUUUCCAGUAAAGCUACUGAAGAAGACUUCCCCAUAAUGCUCUCUUCUGGAAGAAUAAUUCAUUAUUAAGGUGGUGCACCAUGAGUUCUGUACUCUCCUUCUAUGUGUCCUACCUGCUGUGUCUGUGCCUGGGUUUCUUGUGUGUGGUUUUUGUGUCCUACUGGAACUCGAAGUGGCGUGGGGGUUUUGCCUGGGAUGGCUCAGGGCUGCAGUUUAAUUGGCACCCUGUGCUGAUGGUGACUGGACUGGUUGUGGUAUAUGGCAAUGCGGCAGUUCUCUAUCGAAUUCCCCUUACCUGGGGUGAAAAUAAGUUGCCCUGGAAGCUGCUUCAUGCUGUUCUGAUGUUCCUGGCACUGCUCCUGGCUGUGCUGGGUCUCUGCGCGGUCUUUGACUUCCACAACAAGCAAAGUACCCCCAACCUCUACUCUGUGCACAGCUGGGUGGGCAUCUGUACUGUGGUGCUUUUUGCAACUCAGUGGGCUCUGGGUCUAUGCACAUUCCUGCUGCCCUGCUCUCCCUUAGAUCUCCGCAAGUUUGUCAAGCCUUUGCAUGUGUGGAUGGGCAGUGCCAUUUUCAUUAUGGGCAUUAUUUCCUGCAUCUCAGGCAUCAACGAGAAGCUCAUCUUUUCUCUGAAGAGUGGAAACAAGACUCAGCCGUACUCCACCCUGCCCCCAGAGGCUGUUUUUGCAAACUCAUUGGGCAUCUUGAUUGUUGCUUUUGGAGUAGUGGUCCUGGGUAUUCUGUCGAAACAGUCGUGGCGUCGACCAGAGUCAGGGCCUGAAGAUGACAGCUCAAGGCCACUACUGCGUGAAGAGAGACAAUAGCUAAGGAAUGGAAUGAAAUUAUUUCCUGGACAGCUCUUACUGCACAGAUGUCCCUUUUGUGAACAUUGCACUCAGGAUUAGGAGCGUGACUCCUUCCUUCCUACACGGUCUCCUGCCUAUAAAACCCUCUGUUUUAAUCCCAUUCCCUGCUCCAAGAUACAGACACUGUUAUCUUCAUUUUUAUAAAUCAAGACAGUAGGUGCUCUUAACGAGGUCAUUUAAACAGAAGAUAACUGUUAAUAUUUGUAAGUAAAUGACCACAAAACUAAUGAGAAAUUGGGAUAUCUAGCAUGAUAUUCAUAAUACAGUUAUGACAAAUACAGGACAAAUACACAGUUAGCAGGGUCUGGAUAAAUGUGUUGCUGUCGGAUAAGGGAAUACAGUGUAUGGAAAACCAGAGUAAAUCUCUAAGUUAGAAGCAUUUUAUUUUUGUAUAAAUGAUCACUAGUAUAUAAUAUAUACAGUGGCUAUCAAACUUUUUCACCCCCUUGGGCUUUUUUACAUUUUAUUGUGUUGCAAUAGGGAAUCAUUAUGUAAUUAAUUAGGAUUUUUUGCAAGAAGGCAUUUUGGAAACUGUUAGACCAAGUGGAAGAAGAUUCCAUUUGAUGAGACCAAAAUUGACCUUUUUGGCCUAAAUGCUAAGUGCAAUGUUUAGUGCAAGUGUGAUCCUGAGAACACCAUCUCUACCAUGAUGACGUAUGGUGGUGGUAGCUUCAUGCUAAGGGGAUGCUUCAUUGUGUCAGGGACUGGUAAACCUGUGAUGAUGGAGGGCAAAAUGGGUGCAGCAAAGCACAGAGAAAUCCUGGAGGAAAUCGUUUUGCAGUCUGCAUGACACCUGGGACCUGGGAGAAGAUUCACUUUCCAGUAGGAUAAUCGAUCUUGACAAGGUGGCACAACUCAGUCCAUCUGCUCGGCUGUAACAUCUUGCCAAGGUAGAAAUUGCUGACUAUGAUUAUCCCAAACCGAACCCGCCAGGACAGCCCCUUAGCUUAGCCUUCAACAUGCCAAUAGUACAAAAGUAUUGCUCUCUUACUUGGGGCAUGUUUGUUUUAUCCAUAUUUUCUUUCUUUAUUUUCCCCAUGUUGGACAUUCAGCUGAUUAAAUCACCUCGUUACCUUUGCCCAAUCAACUCUUUCACUAAUGUGGAGAUUUAAUGCUUACUUUAAUGUAUCCCGGCCACCUGUAACUGAUCAAUUAAUGCCAAAAACUGUUAAUCAAUAACUAAAAAUAUUGAAAAGUGUAUUGAAACAGGAAAUGUAUGGGGAAAAUGUUCCAAGUCUGACUUGGAACUAAAAAGUAUUUCUUUUUUAGUUGAAAAGGUUUUUCAGUACUACUGAGAAAGGAAAGAGUGAAUUGCACUUUUGAAGAUAGACACCCUCUGUGAUGAUGCAGAAUUUGCUCAUUGAGAAGCUUUUUACUCAUGUAACAUACAUAUAUUGAAACCGUUUUUAAGGAUAAUUUGACUUGGUGUCAUUAAAAUUCUGACCUCUAAAUGUUCAAUAAAUGUAUUUUGAUUAUGA